Molecule: messenger RNA, 802 nt
Organism: Olea europaea var. sylvestris
Lineage: Eukaryota; Viridiplantae; Streptophyta; Magnoliopsida; Lamiales; Oleaceae
Exons: 1
Coding region: 14-532 (172 amino acids)
Source: RefSeq, a predicted model, not a curated record
GCUAGAGAGAGACAUGGAGAACAAGCAUUUUAGCCACAACGAUGGGCUAGUUUUUCACCAGCUGCCACAAGGCACUGAAAUCCAUUUUUCCUGUUGCAAAACUCCAGGGUCUGGCUCGAUUUACGCGUGUUGGCAGUGCCGUUACUUCCUCCACGAGCAAUGUUUUCGAGCAACUCGCUCGAUGAAGCACCCUUCUCAUCCUCUGCAUCCCUUAACUUUAGUGCCUUUUCCAACAUAUCCCUCUAAUUCAUUUUUCUGCAAUUCAUGCAAUCUCGCAGGAAAUGGCUUUUCUUAUUGUUGUUCUAAAUGUGACUUUGAUAUGCAUGUCCACUGUGCUUAUAAUCCAGUAAACCCUCCUGUUAAUUCCCCGAAUUUCGCAGUCGAAACUCAAAAUGUUAAUCCUCAUUCUGCACCCAAUUUGCCUCAAAAUAGUACCUAUCCCUCCGUUCAAAACAACCCUUAUCCGAAUAUUCCUUUUCCUAAUCCAACAGUGCCAAAUUUUAUGAAUCCAACACCACCGGCUUCUAUGUAACAAAAUUUCCCAGCUUCCUAUCACUAUCUUUUGACCUAAAAAAUUUGAAGAUAGCAACUACGUAACCGCCUCCUUGUCUAGUCGCACUUCUAAAGUGUUCUUCAGGCCAGAGGAAGAAGAACAAAAAUAUGACUAGGGUUUUUAAUUCCGCCACUUCUUUUAAUUUUCUGGAAUGUUUAUGUAUCUCAAACCUAUGUACUUUUUAAAUCUUUUUCACUAUGGACAUGUUUUAAUGUCUUAUGGGUAAAAUUUUAGCUAAUUUUGCUUUGA